Molecule: messenger RNA, 2661 nt
Organism: Hyalella azteca
Lineage: Eukaryota; Metazoa; Arthropoda; Malacostraca; Amphipoda; Hyalellidae
Product: amino acid transporter AVT1C
Exons: 12
Coding region: 395-1795 (466 amino acids)
Source: RefSeq, a predicted model, not a curated record
AAAAAUGGCUACGCCUUGCAUGGCUAUUAAGCGUGAAAUAUGAACUGCAUUUCUCUAACAAAUUUGAUAAGCAGCUCACUCCAAUUUCGACCCAAAAUUAUACCAGCAAAGUUUCUUGCAUUUGCACACAACUCUCUAGCUUUCAAUACACUAGCAUUUAAACAAUUAUAUUAUUAUGAUAUAAGUAUAAACACUAGUAUCGUCAAGAGCUUGGGUUCGGGAAUAAAGUGGCUUACCUGAGCGUCGCUCUUGGAAGGCUUCACGUGCUAUUGGGCCGCGGUCUAGUGCUGGCUGCUGCUCCUGCUAAUGCAGUUAGUGGCGAGCUUCAUCCUUGUGGCGUGACCGUUCAUAACAGACCAGGAAAUAAUCUACGAUUAAGCAGGAGUUCUCAACAAUGGAUGAACUGAAACCUCUUUUGAUCACCCAACCACGAAGAAGAAGUUCCCUCUUCUCACACAAAGAAAGGUCCGGCCUGGACGUGGUGACGGCAUCGUGUUACGUGUUGUCUCUCAUGGGCGUCAUGCCGAUCAUCGCACUGCCAGCCGCCGUAGCCUACAGCGGUUACGCAGGUGUUGGAGUGGCAGUGGUUCUGCUACUGCUCAUCUGCUACACGGCCGUGCAGCUCGGGGAGACUUGGCUGCUGGCGGAAACCUUCUACCCCAACAUCAUUGGUCCAGGCUCCAACCGCCAGCCAUACCCGUUGCUGGGGGAGGUCGUAGGAGGCCCACGACUACGGAAGCUCCUGACGCUGCUGCAGGACUUCACUCUUAUGGGGGCUGCUAUGCCCUUCCUCUUAUUGGCGAGCGAGAGCGUGCAGGAAGUGGUAGCUGCGGUGACGCGAGGCUCGCUGGACUACUCCUUCUGCUACUGGCUGCUGCUGCUCACACUCCUGCUCCUGCCCAUCAUGUGGCUCGGCACGCCUGCAGACCUCAAGAUGGUGGCGAGGGCUGGCGCGGCGUUGGUGGUUGUGGUGUCUGGUGCUGUGGUGACCGCUAUGGUGAUGGACAACUCAGUACCUGCAGGGGGCGAAAGAAGUGGUACCUUCCGGUGGCCACCGCGGUGGCAGACGCUGGCUUAUUGCUUUGGUGCAAUCGCCUUCCAGUUCGACAUUCAUCCUGUGCUGCUGAGCGUGCAGACAGACAUGACGCAACGAGGCAGGAUGAGGACUGCCGUGGCCACCGCCUUCUGCUGUGAGAAAUUGGCCCUACCCUCAUUGUUCAAAAUAACGGCGCCGUAUGUGCCCGUGGUGGUGGUAUCCUGGAUACGGUAUGGUGACUCAGUGUCCCAGAACCUCCUGAACAGCCUGCCCACCACGCCCCUGCUGCACGGUGUCAUGACCGCCGUCAUCUUCCAGGUGCUGAUCUGUCUGUGUCUGGGCAUCAAUGCGCUCUUCCAAGAUGUCGAAGAGUGGCUCGGUAUUACGGAUGCGUUCGGCUGGCGUCGCGCGGUGUGCCGGACUUGUCUGAUGCUGGUGCUGCUGUUCCUGUGCGAGUCCCUGCCACACUUCGGUGUGGCCAUCGAGCUGGUGGGCGGCCUCUUGGUCACGCCCUUCAUGUUCAUAAUGCCCCCGGUCUUCAACCUCAUCCUUAAGCAUCGCUGUCUGGGCUCUACAUCAGUCGUGGACUUGGUUGUAGCCACCGCCACCAUCCUGGUUGGAUUGGUGGGUUGCGUGGCUAGCACUUGGGAGAGCUUGCUUCAAUUGCACCUUCACCAACUCGUACCCUUGCCGUGCUACAUCGACAUCAUUGCCGCAACCAAGAUGGAAACAGAGGACCGACAAAGCCAAGCUAAUUAGGUGCAACUUUAUUUCGAGUGAAAGAUUCUUAAAAAGCGUUUCAUUAUAAGGAGCCUGGUUCUUUGAAAACAAUUUGCGUGCAGACUCCAAGAAUUUAUUAUCAGCACUAUAAACUGGUACUCGGACGUAAUUUAUCCCAAAUUGUUUUCAGGUUGCCUCUGAAAAUAUUUAUGUACUUAAAUUGAUUUUUUGUGGGGUUAAUUAUAUCGAUUUACUGGCUAUAGGUAGUUAAAUCUGCGUUAAUAUAUGGCUCAUGUUGUUAAGGUUGUAACAUUUCAGGUUGUUGCAGAUUUCUAAUUGCACGGCUACAUAUAUGUGUGAUUGCACGUAAUCAUUUGCUCUCAAUUGUCAUAACUAUGCGCAGAAAAAAAAUUGUUUUCCUAAAGUUCAUUUACUUGCAAGCUUUCAAUUACAUAAAGUUGUCUCUAAAAACCUUUAACAUUAUGGAGAAAAUAUCCGAAAUCACACGUACUUCACGCAAAGAUAUAGAAAUAUCGAGUUGUUGUUAGAUGAAUUAUUAAUAAUACUGAGACUGAGUCUGGGAUGAGUCUCAGCCAUCUUGGUUCUAAUUCAAUGGCGAGGAGUUUCGUCAUUGAGAUACACUAAUUUCAUUUAACUUCACAUAAGCUUCUGCAUCUCUUCAUGAUAUUGAUCAAUAUUUCUUCGUGAAUGUCCCUACUAAAUAUCUUCCUCAUUUAAAUGUUCGUGAUUAAUCUUCUUUUCCUGUUGUUACAAUAAACAUGAUCGUAAUGGUAAUAUUAUACUGGAAUGUCUGGAAUAGCGUAAGAUAUUAGCGCACGAUAUUAUUUAUGACGGGAAUUAGACGCCAUUAUUUUAAAACAGUGCUUAGAGAUGUGUUCUAACCU